AUGCACGCCGAGGGCGCGCAGGCGCUGUUCCAAGAGGCAAAGACCGCGUACGAACAAGCGUGGGCGUUAGUGGAGACGCAGCGAACGGUGCAGGGAACGACGAUGUGUUAUCCGACGCUCAUACCGGAUGAAAUGGUGAACAAGAUUGGACGUGACGCGUGUGGUACGUGCUCUGGGGAUCGCAGUUUGUGCUUGGGUUGCUCAGUGGGCGACACGCUGCUGCCCAUCGGACCUUUGGGAGGGCUGCACGAAGACGAUUGCGGCGUGUGCGAUGGAAGCAACGUGUACGACGUGUGCGGUGUUUGUGAGGGAUUCAAUACUGAAGAGAGCAAUAACUGUCGCGGAUGCGACGGCGUCACCGCAAGCGGCGCUGUGAAUGACGCGUGCUACGGCUCGAGCGAUCCACGAAUGGUGGACGAGAACGGGGACCUUAAGUUUCCGCUCGGUACCGUUGGGAGCGGUUGUAGUGUUCCGUCAGAGUUCAAAACAGCGUGCGACGCCGGUGGAGGUGGUUGCUGCGGAUGUGACGGCGUCCCAAACAGCGGAAAAUCGUUGGACAUUUGCGGCACGUGUUUGGGGGCAAGCGACCCGGCGCGCGUAACAGACGCGGGGCGGUGUGACGACGCAAUAUUUUUAGUGCGGCUCCCGAGCGGGCUGGUAAUCGGACCGUACACGAGAAGCGAAGUGAGGAGUGGAUUCCUGACAUAUACCGAUACUUCGACGCUCACGGACACCGUCUAUACUGUAUCAUCCGAUACGCUCAUCGCAAACGCCAAAGUUGAGAAUGUCGUUGCAAAUGUCAGUUAUGGCAUGACUUCCGUGGCCCAGGAGUACGUGGAUUCAUGGAGAUCAAUUUUCGUGGAUCAGCGCGAAGAUAUCCUCAGCGCUAGCAGUGAACCAAACGUCACGAAUGUCGUCACAGUCUCUGCGAGUAGCGUGCAGAAUACAAGUGAGUACGUAGCGCUUCAGUACAAGGAAGAAUUUUUGGGUUCAAUUUAUCCAUACUGCACCGGAGCGACAUACGGUAGUUACGGUGUAGCGGCAACCGUCGGGCACAGACUGCACGGUAAGAAAACGGGUGCAAAUUAUCUCGGUCUUAUUACGAGCGGAGAUCUUAGCGAUCUCGACGAUUGGAACGAUGCACUCGACAAGGUAGAUUUCUCUUGGAAUAAGCUGGAUCAGUACAUCUUGGAUAAAGUCGAGGGCUGGGCCGAUCAGCGUUGCGAGUGCCAAUCUGAGUGGCGAUUCUAUCCCGAGCCGACUCCACCUACAUGCGAGCGCGUGUGGUUGCAAGCUAGUGACGAAGAGAAGACUGCUAGCAUGGAGCGCAGUGCGGCGACCGGGUCCUGGACCGUCGAUGGUGGCUGGUGGAAGCAAGACUACGGGCAGAAGACAUCGCAGACGCAACUCAGCGCGCGUGGACCUUUUCGCAUUGAUGCUUUUGGCUACCUGUCCAAAAAAAUCACUCACAGUGCCAGUCAGGAGACUGACGAGAAAGGCCCAUGUGAGUACGAAGCGAUGCGUAUAAUCGACGGGACGUCGAAUUCAACCGGUGCCGUUUGGUAUCCAGAACGCCAACCGGUACUUAAGGGGUUUGAGGUCAACUUCACGUUCAUGAUCACCCAAGCGAGCAUCUUGUGCGAAUCCGUAGACAGCGUCUCCAGAGCGUUUCAGCAGUCCAUCCAUAAUAAAUUGUACGAAAAGUGCCGUACAUCCGGAGGAGAUGGUUUUGCAUUCGUUAUUCGCGAUGACGUGACCGUUUUGUCCGCGUCAGCGCUGCCUCCUCUCGGAAGAGCUGGACCGAAUCUCGGGUAUGCUGGUAUCAACAAUUCCAUCGCGUUCGAGUUCGACACAGUUUACAACGCCGACUUCAACGAGCCGCGCGAGGGGCACGUGAGUAUUCAAACACGUGGUCGUUUAUCAAAUACCGCUCACGCCAGUGCCAGUCUCGCGUCGACCACGAAAACGGUCAACGACGGUCGAAUCCACACGGUGGUAAUCAAGUACGAGCCUGCGCUCGACGAGGAGGAAUUAUUCUUUAGACUAGAGUCCGGCGACGUCGGUCUCUCCACCGCUCUCACGUCACACACGGCCGACACGAUCGGCAUACUCUCGCUGUACCUCGACGAUCUCACCAGCCCUCUGAUGAGCGUCCCAUUCAACUUUGAAAGCGUCCUGCGAGACGACUCCACCGAGGCCUGGGUCGGUUUCACCGCCUCCUCCGGCGACAACUACCAAGCCGUGGACGUCAUCGACUGGAGCAUGGUCUCCACGACGUAG
Molecule: messenger RNA, 2280 nt
Organism: Ostreococcus tauri
Lineage: Eukaryota; Viridiplantae; Chlorophyta; Mamiellophyceae; Mamiellales; Bathycoccaceae
Product: Concanavalin A-like lectin/glucanase, subgroup
Exons: 1
Coding region: 1-2280 (759 amino acids)
Source: RefSeq, a predicted model, not a curated record